CGCAAUACGAGCUUAUCUCACUUCGCAUGCUCUCUUUUGUCUUGUGAGUUGUGAAACUUGAGAGACCAUUGAAAGAGAACGGCUUGUCCUCUUUAUUCAUUCUUGUCCUUUGCUUGUCAGUGGUUUUUUUGUUGUUGACUCAAAUUUCAAGUACAUAUUAUCCUUUAAUCUGUCUCCAACAAAGAUUGGGAGGCCCAAGUUACCGGAAGAGAUAGCUUUGAAACUUUAUUAAAGUAGACAUGAAUAUUGCCCCACUAAGCUUGGAUUCUUCCAUAUCCAUAUUUUUCCUGCAAAACAAGAGAGAAUGAAUGGUGUGGUAUGGCAAAACUUGACACUAAACAUCUCUUUGGCUUAUCUUAUGUACGCAUGGCAAAACAUCAAAAAGAACAAUAUAGAUUGGGGAUAAGAAAGAAAGAAAGAAAGAUAUGCAUGUUGUCUAUUUGGUCGACGAAGCAAGACCAUUCAAUAUUAUUGGCUAGUUAGGCAUGUGCUUUUCACCCUGGAGUCAGGAUAGAGAGAAGGGCACUGUUAUGAAAGAGAGUGUUUGUGUACAGGAGCAUUGAAUAAUCUCGGCUGGAGUGACUUUUUCCCGUGUUAUUACUUGAUUAGUUGAUUUCCUCACGACUCCUUCACACGUGAGAGCCGGUCCCAAACUAAUCCUCAUUCCUCCCAAAUAUCGGGCAAUCUGCCCGACCUUUUCGAUCCAAAGGCCUAGUGCCAACGACUCCAGUCCAGUGUGCGCUCAAUAAUUUCUUGCAUCCAUAAGGCGCACGAUAGCUCUUCUCCGCUGUGAGCAGUUUUUGUUCCCUUUAGGAUGCGCGUUGCUCCCCUCUUCGCACUCUCUCUUUAACAUCCCCGCCAGUUUCAUGUUUUCUCCGCCUUUCUUUAAAUUUGGAGCUAGUUAUUGACAGUUAAAAAGCAAUUGUUUCGGCAUUUCAGGCCUAAUAUCUGAAAAUUUUCAAUUGGUAAAAGAAUGUCAGAAGGAACAAGUAUUGUGAUGGAGUCUUCUGAAAAUGGGACAGAUAUAUCUCACGAUGAUACUGGCAACAUGGAAAAAAUACCUGAUGAUACAAUAUUGUCACAACAAACUGCUGUGAAUCUUGUUCCAUUUACCAAAGAUUUGUCUCUCAAGAUGCUGCCUAUGAAUUUAAUUGCAGUUUUGCAAAGCAAUGUGGCUUUUCCAUUAGAUGUCACCGUACUCGUGGAAGGGAUGAUUUUGGUAGAGGAAGCGAUCCUUUUUGUUGUUUUCACCCUUUCUCUGGCAGCUGAAAUUAUCGAUUUAAGUAAUCAUACUGAAGUCAAGGCACAGACUCAACGAAGAACACAGAAAGUUUACAUCAAAACAGGUUCACUAAUUGAAUCACAAGCAGCCUCUGUUUUUACUCCUUACACCUUUAAUAAGUUCCAAGAGGAGCUUGUGUUAGCGCCACUUUAUGCAUCUUUUCCAAUUGAUCAAUAUUGUUACCAAGUCACACACCAUACUCGGAUAUCUAGGGGGUGCAAAGUCAUUUGGGAUCCUUGUCAAGAGCACAUCAGUUGUGGCUGCAACCAAUAACUGUUUUCACAUUCCAGAGCAAUUUUUGCCUAUCCGAUGGCAUGAUGUUAUUUUAUCUUUCAGUACAAUAGUGCAUUUUGGGAGGAUUCAGUUACUA
Hevea brasiliensis (rubber tree) is the source of this 1652-nucleotide messenger RNA. RefSeq names its product putative protein FAR1-RELATED SEQUENCE 10. The transcript is spliced from 3 exons. The record is from RefSeq and is a predicted model, not a curated record. NCBI's taxonomy places the organism in Eukaryota, Viridiplantae, Streptophyta, Magnoliopsida, Malpighiales, Euphorbiaceae. The coding region runs from base 974 to 1555 and encodes 193 amino acids.